This is a messenger RNA of Aspergillus aculeatinus CBS 121060, 986 nucleotides long. RefSeq lists its product as uncharacterized. Lineage: Eukaryota; Fungi; Ascomycota; Eurotiomycetes; Eurotiales; Aspergillaceae. Bases 66 to 719 code for a protein of 217 amino acids. The transcript has a single exon. The record is from RefSeq and is a predicted model, not a curated record.
AGCAACCUCAUCAACCACCCCACUACAUAGAGAGACCACCUCCUCCAGCUGCAGAGUACGCCACCAUGCCCUCCGACCUCCUCAGGCCACUGGCCGUAUUCGCCCGCCAGCCGCAGUCGCAACGCUAUAUCAAAGCCAUCAGAAACCUGGGAGAUGCAUGGCGUCGCCUCGCCGACGAGCCUCUCUCUGAGCCAGAUACCAAGUCCACCCUCGUGGAAACCAGCUUCGACCUGGUCCUCACAAUCAAGAGUGCACAGGAAGCUCAGUCGUCCCUGUCGGAUCCCAUGGUCGUCGAGAUGUCCACUCGCGAGCCUCUGGCUGCGCCACCCGAGGACACCACUACAUCAGGAUCUCCGCCCCGCCAUUACCGUACCUUCGCCGACUGGGGCACGGAUUUCAUCUGGCGCGAUUUCGACGACCUGCGGUGUGACGAAGGCGACUGCAUGCUGGAGGCGGACGAAGUCCUCAGCUCCCCCGUCUACCCUCCAUCCGUGUUCGAGCACUACGAUGCGUGGGUGGAGACGUACACCGAGAACUUCGACCAACGACUCAACAAGACCGGCGACUUCCAUGCCUCCACGUUUGCCACCGUCGCGGAAGAAGUGGCCUGGAAUGUGGCGGGGUAUCUGCUGGCUUGGCGCAUUGCCAUGGCGCCGGAUGUCGGGAGGAUCGAGUUCAGCGCGGGGCGUGUCGAAGUAUAUCCUCGAAAAAGGGAAUGAGAAGAGUGUGACGUUGUCCUUUCUGCGGGAUCAGGCUGGGCUCUUAGCGAAGGGAGAGUCGGUAGCAUAGCAAACUGAAUGUUCUAGGCGGCGGAGAUUGUUUUAUUGUGAUUUUCCACGUGCAAAUGUAAUGAUAACCGGCAUGCAUGCUUUCUCGAGGGAAGGGUCUUGGUUGCUUCGGGACGCUACAACAGGCAGUAUUUUCUUAUUGUUUUGUGUGUUGUUUUUAGCUACUUGGUACCAGGAUGGGACGAAACAUGCACCGAC